This is a messenger RNA of Copidosoma floridanum, 1118 nucleotides long. RefSeq names its product TBC1 domain family member 7 (gene TBC1d7). Gene Ontology annotation, molecular function: GTPase activator activity. The record is from RefSeq and is a predicted model, not a curated record. Lineage: Eukaryota; Metazoa; Arthropoda; Insecta; Hymenoptera; Encyrtidae. Gene Ontology annotation, biological process: negative regulation of TOR signaling; activation of GTPase activity.
UUCCUCUCUUUCUCUCUUCCUUGAUGCUGGUGGUAGGUGUAUAUUAUAUGGUAGUUGGUUUCUAACCAACAACCUAGUGCAUCAUUAUCAGUCAAGUAGCUCCAAAAAAAUAAAAUAAAUUAAAAUGAUAGACGAGCGGAAUUUUCGAUCCUCCUAUUACGAAAAGGUCGGUUUUCGCAGUGUCGAGGAGAAAAAAUCCCUAGAGAUGCUUCUGCGCGAUCGGCCGUUCGACAAAGCAAAGCUCAAGCAAUUCUGUCUGAGGUUCACAGUGCCAGCAAUGUACAGGACUUUGGUUUGGAAAAUACUCUUCGGCAUCAUUCCCAUUUAUGAGGAAAGCCACGACUUUGUCAUGAAACAAAGGACCCAGGAGUAUCACGAUCUGAAAGAGGCUUUAAGAAACGCCAAAGUGGCAGACAACACCACCAAGCAGCAUCAAAUGUUUGUCAUGAUGUGGCUCUUGAGGUCCAGGAGGGCUAAAAUCGACAUGACCCUGCAGUUGGAGACACAAAUGCUCAAAGCAAUGUGCAGACUGGCGGAGAGUCUGUGGAGUAUCAGUGAAACCGAAAUCGAGGGAAAAAUGGUCGACAUGUACUGGAUCCUCAGUGGUUUUUUGGAUCAGGUACAAAAGUUCAACUGUGAGAUUGAGAGAUUGCGAGAGUGCAUGAGCUCUAUGCUGGAGAAAGAGGAUAAAGAGCUGCACAACCAUUUAACGAGCAUCGAGUGUCUUCAGAUCUUACCCUUAGAAUCGUGGUUCUAUUCUUGUUUUGCUGGAACAAUCAGUGAUUGUUCGAUUAUUAAAAUAUGGGACAAGAUUAGCGUUGGAGCUUACAGAAUUUUAGUAUUUGUGGCCAUAGUUAUGUUGACCACCACUAGACGAUGUAUCUUACGGUGCAACUCUGCUGACAGAGUCCUAGAAGUCAUUAACAAUAUAACAGAAGAAACGUCAGAAGUUAUUGUAAACAAAGCUAUCGAAAGCUGGCAGCAGAGUGGAUCGGUUAGUUUAUACUCUCAAAAUCCAACUCCUUAUACUAUAAAUACUUGAAUAAAAGAGUGCCUCAGAACAACUAUAUUUUUUACAUGUAUGUAAAUUUGUAGAAUUUAAGUUAAAGUAUUUUUAC